GUUCCCGGCCCCUCUGCACCCCCCACCCCAACCACGAGGGUCCCGGGGGGGGGGCGGGGAGGGUCCAUCCCCACAUCCCCGGGCCCACCCACCGGGCCAGGUACUCACAGAGCUCGCACUUCAGGCCAAACUUCUUGCCAAUCUUGUUGAUUCGCACCAUGGGGGUGUCCCCAAUUUUCUUCAGGAUAUCCGGCAAGAUUUUGGGGGAUUUCGCCCUAGAACAGAGUCGUCCGUGAUGAGUCAGGCCUGGCAGUCCAGCACGCUGUGUCAAGUGUGCACAACCCAGCUGGCAGUGUGCAAACCAUGCUACGUGCACCUCCUGAAGGGCCCCCUCCACCUCUCCCCCGUCCUCCCGCUCCGGGACGGAUGCCAAUCCCACACCCUCCUCCUGUCUGCGCCAAGGAUGUGCUCACCGAACAUUCGCCUGGGAAUACACACCUCUGACCGAAGGUUCCAGAAAUGCAAUCGCUGCCUACACCCUCAGGUUUCUAAACUACGGGCCGUGGUUCUCAGGCUGCAGCGAGCCCAAGGCACUGGGCGCCCAUCCACCCCGCAUUCCUGGCCCCACGCCCAGCCCCAGGGCCCGGCUCCCCGGGGGGUCCAGAGGUGCUUAGGAGGCAGCAUUCCACCCCCGGGCCGGGCGAACAGGCCUCCACGCCCACAGGUGGAGUCCAGCCUCCAACUGCGGCCUCCCAACAGGAGGGACACCCGGCCAGAGGGAGGCCGGAACAGCAGGGAGCACCUCACAGACGACCUCAGCCCCGAGGGAGGCUGGGCCCUCAGGCUGAGGCUGGGCCUUGAUUCAGUGACUCCAGCUGCAUCCUCUUGGGGGCUCAAUCAUCCUGCCCCAGCCCGGGAGGCCCGCCUGCUCCACCCGCCCGCUCCAGACAGGAGGACAUGGGCCUCCCGACUCCGGACCAGGCCUCGGGCGCUGGAAACCCCCUGAGCACCUGCCUAACGUGACCAGGGCAGGAGCCAGGGAUCAAACGGGCCAGGGAAGGCCCAGGAGGUCCCCGGGGGGCAGCCCCACCACAGCGUCUGGCCCUCCCCUCCUGCUGCGCCCACCCUGGUCCUCCUUCUCAGCCAUUCCACCUGGGAACCAUCUAGAACCUCCCCCGACCGCCCACCCAGACCCAUCACACCUGCGGCCUCACCAUGAGGAGCCCCAAGCACCACAGGCUCCGGGGCACGUUGGCCGUGCACUCUCCCCGCCGGCUUUGCAGGGGGGUUAAUUAGGCCCGCAGAUGAGGAAUAGGUGUUUUGCACCCAGUCAGGGGGCCUCCCUCCCACCCCAGGCCUUCCGACUCAGGACUCAGGAGCCCUCAGGAAGCCGGGUCUCUCCCUGCGGCCCUGCGCCCCCGCCCUGGGAGCCUCCCCAGCCUCUGCCCCAGGGCUCAUCCCCAGCUAGGCCUCCGCAGCUCCCAGCACGGAGAUGGUUCGAUGUUUGCAGCUUCCGGGCUUGGGGAAGUUUCCAUCUCCAUCUCCAUCCGUGAGCCCCACUGGGGCCCACACCUCCCCACCACCCCUCGCUGCCGAGCGUGGGUACAGCAGCGUCUACGCAGUAAAAAUCAAACACCUUGACUUAUUUGUUCACUUCUGGAAGAUUAUCCUAAGGACGAAAGCACUCAAGUUUUAUCGGGGGUCAGAGAUUUUAGUCUUUUUUUAUUCCUUUCCCACAGACGUAUCUCCUACACUUAGAACAGGGCACAGAUGACUGCAAACAUCUAAAUAUGCAGGAGAGGGACGCCCCGGGGCUCAGCUGAGCCUCUGCCUCCGGCUCAGGGCGUGACCCUGGGGUCCCGGAUUCCCGCAUGGGCCUCCUGCAGGGAGCCUGCUUCUCCAAAUGCCUGUGUCUCUGCCUCUCUGUGUGUCUUAUAAAUAAAAUCUUUUUUUCAUAAAUAAAAUCUUAAAAAUACUCAAAAGAGGGCUUCAAAGUUCUUCACGCAACAGUCCCAGUUCAACCACGAAAAGAGCCCACUGCCGACAAAUAUCUCGUUAUCAGAGAAGUGUUCACCGCUCAGGCUUAAGGGGAGGCGCGCAGGCUGCAUCCCUAAUUGCUGCAGCUGCGCGCUCGCCUCCAACGGGAGCAUAUGGCCUGUGGGGCUGGGCUAGAAAGUCCCCUCGGUGGGUCCCUCAAAGCCUGUGACUGGGGCACAUCCGUUUAGUUACCCAGCGUCGACUCUUGCUGGGUACCGGGCUCGAGCGAAAACCAGCCUUGGCCUUCUGAGCCUUGGUCGCUCAUCUAGAAGGUGCCCCCACCCCCACCCCGUCCCAGCUCACCCCCACCCCGAGCGAUUACAAGGGGGGGACCAACCUCAGG
Canis lupus familiaris (dog) is the source of this 2320-nucleotide messenger RNA. RefSeq lists its product as uncharacterized. The record is from RefSeq and is a predicted model, not a curated record. The transcript is spliced from 2 exons. Lineage: Eukaryota; Metazoa; Chordata; Mammalia; Carnivora; Canidae. The coding region runs from base 236 to 946 and encodes 236 amino acids.